AUGAAGUAUUUGCUGACACUUACAUUUCUUCUUAUGUUGAUUGGUUCUGGUGAUGUCAUUGGCAUUUGGGAUAUUAGUCAAACGAAGGAGACGUAUUGGAUGCCAGAGAAUUGUGGUGCAGGGACUCCAAACAGAAACGUUGAAAAUUUACGUCCUCAGAUAAGAAAUUAUAAACAAUUCAUGGAAAAUAAUUACGGGAAUUUAGAAACAAUAUCAAUCAUUAUGUCUACUGAAAAAAUUAAAUUAUCGGAUAGGAUCAUACCGAGAAACAAUUGGACCUACCUAGCAGUGAAAGACUCUAAAAACAAUGAAAUUAUUGGGCAUUGGACGAUGGUUUAUGACGAAGGGUUUGAAAUUAGAAUCCCUGGGAAGAGAUAUUUCGCUUUUUUUAAAUAUGAAAGAGUAAUAUCGAAAAGAUGUCCUCAGCCUUUAGAAAAUAAGGAAUCCACUGAUAUUGACUGUUAUAAGACAGACCCAACAAAAACAUUAAUUGGAUGGGUUUUACAUGAACAAGUUGAUCAACGAGAUAAAGAAAAAAAAAUAUUUCAAUGGGGAUGCUUUUUUGGAAAAAAACAUGAAGAAGUAGAUGUGUCUUCAUUUGUUAUUCAUAGCUUGUAUGGAAGUAAGGGAAGUCACCUAGGCAGAGAAGAGGUAUCUUCAAUUCCAAUGAAGCAAUUAAGUUUUUCUGCAAUUGAACAAAGAGCAAAUUACAAAAAAAUAAGAAUAUCUACAGAUAAUUUGUACGGGGUGACAAGAACGCGUCUGAUGAGAAUCUAUGAGAAUGUUAAGGAACAAAUAUAUGGAUGUCGAAAGGAAAAUAUUGAUAAUACCAAGAUUCGCUUGACACUUCCAAUUGAAUUCAGUUGGGGAGACCCAUUUACUAAUGACAAUCUGAAUGAUGAUGUAAGAGAUCAAAUGAAUUGCGGAAGUUGCUAUUCCAUUUCUACAUUGUAUAGUUUGCAGAAAAGAUUUGAAAUAUGGUUUUUAAAAAAACAAAAUAAGAAAAUUACUAUGCCAGAAUUAUCUUAUCAAUCCGUCCUAAGUUGUUCUCCGUAUAAUCAGGGGUGUGAUGGAGGCUUUCCAUUUUUGGUUGGAAAGCAGUUGUAUGAAUUUGGAGCAACCACAGAGAAUGUUAUGAGAUAUGGAAAUAAUGAUUAUAUUAAAUGCGAACUAGUUGUAGGGGAAUACAACAAUGGGGAAUACAACAAUGGGGAAUACAACAAUGGGGAAUACAACAAUGGGGAAUACAACAAUGAAGGAUACAAGAAUUCCAAACAUGGUGACAUUUUCUAUGCCUCCGAUUAUAACUACAUUAACGGAUGCUAUGAGUGUUCAAAUGAAUUUGACAUGAUGAACGAACUUUUUUUAAAUGGCCCCAUAGUAGCUGCAAUUAAUGCCACACCUCAAUUGCUUAACUUAUACAACUUAAGUAAUAAAAAUUUUAUAUAUGACAUCCAAAUUCAUGAAAAUAAAAUAUGUGAUAUCCCAAAUCAAGGUUUUAAUGGAUGGCAACAAACUAAUCAUGCUGUCACAAUAGUUGGUUGGGGACAACAUCAAAAUGAAAAAGGUACAAUUGUUAAGUACUGGAUUCUCAGAAAUACUUGGGGAAUUACCUGGGGUUAUAAAGGGUAUAUAAAAUAUCAGAGGGGGGUAAAUUUAGGAGGUAUUGAAUCACAGGCCGUUUACCUUGAUCCAGACUUUAAUCGUGGUCGAGGUCGUGAUCUCAAGGGUUGGCUUGGAUGA
Plasmodium gonderi is the source of this 1743-nucleotide messenger RNA. Its product is annotated as dipeptidyl aminopeptidase 2. Lineage: Eukaryota; Apicomplexa; Aconoidasida; Haemosporida; Plasmodiidae. Gene Ontology annotation, molecular function: cysteine-type endopeptidase activity. Gene Ontology annotation, cellular component: lysosome. The record is from RefSeq and is a predicted model, not a curated record. The coding region runs from base 1 to 1743 and encodes 580 amino acids. The transcript has 8 exons.